Dovyalis caffra is the source of this 1248-nucleotide messenger RNA. The record is from the annotation of a GenBank genome assembly. NCBI's taxonomy places the organism in Eukaryota, Viridiplantae, Streptophyta, Magnoliopsida, Malpighiales, Salicaceae.
AUGUCCACACUCCUCUCCUCUCUCCUCCAACCAUUUCUUUUUCCAAUAUCCUCAGAUCCACGCUACCAGAACCGGUAUCAGGCUUGCGGUAUGUCUGAUUUCAAGUUAGAUGUGGUUAUUGCUCAAGAUUUUCCGGAGCCUGAUUUUAGGCCUAAAAAGGAAGAAACUAUUUCAGGUGCUGAAAAGAUUAAUGACGCAGUGUACAAGAUUUUUAGUGGUAAUUUUGCCGGACGUAGAGCUAUAAGUGACAGGCUCUUUAGAGGGAAUCAAGCAGAUAGUGACAGUCUUGGUAAUCCAAAUGGUGGGGAAGAAAAACGUGAACAUGGAUCAGGAAAAAAAUCCGGGCCUCUUUUAUCAGGAACGGCUUACUGCAUUUCGUCUUGUGGCAUGAUAUUGUUGAAUAAAAUUGCUUUAUCAACUUAUAAUUUCAAUGCAGGGAUAUCACUUAUGUUUUACCAAAAUUUGAUCAGUUGUCUUGUUGUUGCUGUACUGGGCCUCUCUGGAGUCGUUUCAGUUGAAAAGCUCAGUUGGAAACUAAUAAGGGUAUGGAUCCCUGUCAACAUAAUCUUUGUUGGCAUGCUUGUAUCAGGCAUGUAUAGUUUGAAAUACAUAAACAUAGCGAUGGUUACAAUUCUGAAGAAUGUGACAAAUAUUAUAACUGCAAUAGGAGAAGUGUAUAUUUUCCGGAAACGUCAGAAUCAGAAAGUGUGGACUGCCAUGUUUUUUAUGAUCAUCUCUGCCAUUAGUGGUGGUAUCACAGACCUUUCCUUUGAUUCCAUGGGUUACACGUGGCAAAUUAUGAAUUGCAUUUUAACAGCCAGCUACUCGCUUACCUUGCGGAAGGUAAUGGAUAAAGCAAAGCAGUUAACCAGAACUGGAUCUCUUAAUGAAAUUUCGAUGGUCCUGCUGAAUAAUUUGUUAUCUCUACCUUUCGGUAUCAUCUUGAUUCUGCUAUUCAAUGAAUGGGAAUACGUAAUAACUACGGAUGUGAUUAAAUUACCAAUGUUUUGGGUUGUUGCAACAGCCAGUGGAUUACUUGGACUUGCCAUUAGCUUCACCUCUAUGUGGUUCCUAUAUCAAACUGGCCCCACCACUUACAGUCUGGUGGGUUCCCUAAACAAGAUUCCCAUAUCUUUUGCUGGUCUUGUGUUGUUCAAGGUUCCACUCAGUUUACCAAAUCUUUUCAGUAUACUUUUCGGCCUAUUCGCUGGAAUAUUCUUUGCCAGGGCUAAAAUGUCCAGAUCCUAG